AGAUGAGGCGGCACAGACGACAGCAGACACUGGGUUCAUGUCGCGCACACAGAGCUAACCUCUCUUCAAAACCUCCAGACAGCAGCAGCAGAAACGCUCCCACAGCGGAGGAGUUUGUGUCGCCGACUCUCACUCACUGUAUCAUCCACAUGACGGCAUCAGCAGGCGCCUGUAUUUACUUCAGGUCCAGUUAGCCAACGCUGCUGCCGCUGCUGCUGCUGCUGUAGUAAUGGAGGUGAACAGGGACGAGGCGGAGCGCUGCAUUGACAUUGCAACUGCGGCGUUAACCAACGAGCAGCCGGAGAAGGCGCAACGGUUCCUGGAGAAGGCGCAGAGACUGUUCCCAACGGAGAAGGCCAGGGUACUGCUGGACCUGAUCGCAAAUAAUGGAUUCACACCCAGACAAGGCAGCCACUCAGAGUUCAGUGGGAGUUCGGGGCCUCGGCAGCGUCAGACCGGCACCAGUGAGGACACGAGACCUGAAGAAAAGCCCUCAGACACCUCGAAACCCUACACAGCAGAUCAGCUCGAUGCUGUGAGGAGGAUAAAACAGUGCAAGGACUUCUAUGAAAUUCUUGGGGUUCAGAAAGAUGCCCCCGAGGACGAGCUGAAGAGGUCAUACAGGAAACUCGCUCUGAAAUUCCAUCCAGACAAGAAUCAUGCUCCAGGUGCUACAGAGGCUUUUAAAGCUAUCGGGAAUGCAUAUGGCGUUCUGAGCAACGCUAACAAAAGGCAACAGUAUGACCAGUGUGGAGAGGACAGGAGGCAUCCUUCGAGACACAGCGCGGGCAGCGAGAACUUUGAGCCAGACAUCUCACCUGAAGACCUCUUUAAUAUGUUCUUUGGAGGAGGAUACCCAUCAAGCAAUGCUAACAUGUACACUAACGGGCGGAUGCGUCAUCAAAGGCGAGAGAGAAGAGAGCGGCAGAGAGAUGGAGGUCUUGCUCUCUUCGUGCAGGUCAUGCCCAUCCUCAUCUUGGUUAUUGUGUCUGCCCUCAGUCAGAUCAUGGUUAACAGCCCUGCUUACAGCCUCAGCUUCAGGCCGUCGGCAGGCUACACACAGAAGAGGCUGACGGAGAACCUGAAGGUGCCAUAUUAUGUGGGGGAGCAGUUCUCCAAAGAUUUCAGCGGAAUGAAUCUGAAGAAUUUGGAGCGCACUGUGGAGGAUGACUACAUUUCCAACCUUCGCAACAAUUGUUGGAAGGAGAAACAGCAAAAGGAAGGCAUGCUGUACAGAGCUCGCUAUUUUGGAGACACCGAUCUGUACCAAAGAGCGCAGAGGGCUCGCACGCCAAGCUGCGCCAAGCUGUCCGAGAUCACAGCCUCGCUCCACGGUUGACGCUGCUUUCGUAAUUAAAACUUCAAACAACACAUCACUGGCUGUAAAUAGAUGAGCUUUAAUGAUCCGGAGGCUGCAGACGACUCAACAAGCAACACACACAUGAACCAGCACUGAUCUGCAUCAAAGUGACCACACAGAACUGGUUCAAACCAUGAAGUUAAAAUAUAAUGUUAAUAUGUUUUGAAAAGAAAAGAAAAGAAAAGAAAAAGCCACUUAUAGCUUGUCCAUCCCUGAGAACAUAUGGGUGAGGGAAACAUCCAUGUUUUGAAAGCCAUGACUGAAAAAGUCUUUUGUUUUCGUUUGUAUUUGCUUUGUUGUUUUUUUUUAAGAGAAUGCAGUAUGAAAUGAGAACGUAGCAAGGUUAGAUAUUGUUCAUCUGUAGCUUUCAAGCACACACCGCAACCAAUGCUUCCUCUUUCAUUUUACUGCAGUCAAAUCAGUCGAGGCGUCGAGUGUGUGGGGGCCAGAUUUGCCCAUUUGACUCUAAAUGCACAUUGUGAAACUAUGCAGGAAUAAUAUGAAACCUCUGAUCAAUUAUACACUCAUGUCUAAGGGUUGUUCGACAUGUGAACACUUGAGAUUUCUGCUGUGUGUGUUUGUGUGCGCGUGCGUGUGCUGUUGUUACCUAUUUUGGACAUUGUCUGGCAGAAACUAAUGGAGACCAGAACCGGGUCCUAAUGAGGCAGAAGCUCAUUUCUGAGGAGCUGGUUGAGUUUAGGGCUAACAUUUGAAUCGUGGUUAGGUUAAGGUAAGGCAUUAACUGGUUAUGGUUAAGGUUAGUGAUUGGGCCUUAUGUCCAAAUGAAUGGAAGGCAAGGCAAAUGUUCAUUUUAGGAAAUGUCCCUUUACACUUUUCCUCCUUUAAUUGUAUCAAAGGUAGAAUUAAAUAGUGUACCGUCAUAUUAAAUGCCAAAAGAAGGAGACCAACAGAGCGGGGCUUCAACCGGCUAGAAUUUUAGGGCAUUGCAUUUCAUCUGUUGCACUUUUUAAGUUAUUUAUUUUUUCUAUCAACGUUUAUCAAACAAAACCAGUAGAGAUCUUCUCAAUCUCUUUUUCCACCAUGUUUUUACUCCUGGGUGAGAAUAAAUCUGGAAUGCAUUAAAA
Messenger RNA from Solea senegalensis (Senegalese sole), 2445 nucleotides. RefSeq names its product DnaJ heat shock protein family (Hsp40) member B12b (gene dnajb12b). Gene Ontology annotation, biological process: cellular response to misfolded protein. The coding region runs from base 230 to 1339 and encodes 369 amino acids. Gene Ontology annotation, molecular function: Hsp70 protein binding. The transcript is spliced from 9 exons. Gene Ontology annotation, cellular component: endoplasmic reticulum membrane. Lineage: Eukaryota; Metazoa; Chordata; Actinopteri; Pleuronectiformes; Soleidae. The record is from RefSeq and is a predicted model, not a curated record.